AUGUCAAAAACUUACAACAAAGAAUGUUCCGAAGUGAAGGAGAAAAUAGAUACUACUAUGCAGCUGUAUACUCAAGCCGUACAAAAUCGUGAAACAUAUUUUUUGGAGAAGGUUGAGAACUUGCGUAAGUCGAAGAUAAACGAAUUGAAUCAAUAUAUGAAUACACUGCGUGGUAUGCUCGCUGGUUUAUCUCAUAUAAGUGAAUUGAUAAUACAUAGCAUAGAUUCCGACGGAAUAAAUUUGUUUAAUAUUAAAGAAAAGGCCAAAUAUGAGGUAAAUUUAUUUUCAGCUAUGUUCAAGAAUAUGCAGGUGAAGAAGGAGAGAAUUUUGUAUAGUACCCCGAACUAUAACUUAAUAAACCAAUUAGGGCAUUGUGAUGUACAACGGAUUUACCCGACUUCUGGUCAAAUAUACAACUCUGUUUCCCAACAAACUUUAAUACCAAUGCAGUCCUUGCUGGCAGGUCAAUUAACAAUUUGUCCUCCACGCAGUAUUGGACAAGCCAUUCCAGGUUAUCGGAAGUCGGUAUCCGUAAAGCCAACUAGUAGCUUACGCCUUGGAGAGCCUAUGUUUUCUUUUGGUCGUGAGGGACCAAACGAAGCCGAAAUUGCUAGACCGUGGGGUUUAUGUGUAGAUAGAGAAGGCAAUGUCAUAGUUGCCGAUAGACGUAAUGACCGUAUUCAAAUAUUCAGUAAGGAUGGUGAAUUUAAAAGCAUGUUCGGUUCUAAAGGCGAUGGCCCUGGUCAAUUUGACCUCCCAUCUGGUAUUACAACUGACAUAUUUGACAGAAUUAUUGUUGCAGAUAAGGAUAACCACAGAAUCCAAAUAUUUACAAUGGUAGGAAAGUACAUCCUCGAGUUUGGGUCAUUUGGUAAAAAAUGUGGAGAGUUUCAUUACCCAUGGGAUGUAGCUACAAAUACCUUAGGAAAUAUUGUUGUGACUGACACGCGUAAUCACCGAAUUCAACUAUUUACAACCAACGGGACUUACAUCACCCAAUAUGUAUUUGAGAGUCUUCACUCAACCACAAUGUUGAGGGGUCCAACAAUUCCGAGAGGUGUGAGCUUCACAACGUUUGGCAACAUAGUAGUAACCGAUUUUGAGAACAAUCGUAUAAUAAUGUUAGAUUCAACUCUAUCAAAAGUUCUACAUUGUGCAGAGUCUGAAGGUUUCGGUACUAAUGAACUAAAUCGUCCAUCAGGCGUUGCGAUCGAUGAUGAAGGUCGGAUUAUUGUAGCAGAUUCAAAAAAUUAUCGUAUAGUCCUGUUUACUUCGCAACUCCGUCGCCUGUCUACUGUGAACUUCAAGAGUACAGACUUCGACAAAGACAGACCGAGUGACGUAGCCCUAACUAUGGAGGGUUAUUUAGUGGUAUUAUUUGAAUCUCGGUCCUUUCCAGACACGGCUUACAAUAUCUCUACUAACUUUUCCCCGGAUUUCUCGUGCAAGCGUUACAUCAAAGUAUAUUCAUAA
Molecule: messenger RNA, 1473 nt
Organism: Diatraea saccharalis (sugarcane borer)
Lineage: Eukaryota; Metazoa; Arthropoda; Insecta; Lepidoptera; Crambidae
Source: the annotation of a GenBank genome assembly